Messenger RNA from Gongylonema pulchrum, 369 nucleotides. Lineage: Eukaryota; Metazoa; Nematoda; Chromadorea; Rhabditida; Gongylonematidae. The record is from the annotation of a GenBank genome assembly.
CUGAAAUCCAUAUGCUAUCUAUUACAGCGUAAACUGGAGUAUAAGUGCAAGUUCGAUUCGCAGUGCGAAAUCAAUAAGAGUACUCGAAAUGUAUGCCAGUACUGCCGAUUCCAGAAAUGUCUGGAAAAUGGCAUGUCCACAGCACUGGUAUUGAAUGAAACAGAACGACAAGCGAAACGAAAUCUGAUUCAAGAAAAUCGAACGAAACGUGAAUUGGAACGAAUCAGGGCGUUGAUCAAGGCCACUUCACUGAGUUCGAGACAGGAGGAAUUCAAGGCUACAAUCGAUCAGAUCACAGCCAGUUACUGCCGGAUAAUCGACGUCCCUCUACGUGUAGUCAACAAUGAUCGCUUUCAAAAAAAUAAAUAA